AGAGAUAGAAGAGAAGCGUGCCAAAUAUCAAAACGAGUAGAAGACGCGUCGUUUGACGUUGAAACAGUAGCAAAGUACUAAUUCCAUCUGGCAUACUGUUAGUCUGUUAUUUUUUUUCUAGUUGGUUGGUUUCCCUCAUUCCCCCAAUAAUUACUUUCCACAUACACCAUUUUUGUAUUACAAGCCGCCGAACACGGCAACAACGCCAAUGGAACUUUACUUUGUUCCGACACUGCAGUAGUUGAAUCGAAUCUACCUUGAACUGUGCUGGAUCUAUUUCUUUCUUUCACUUCAACUCAAGUCCUUAGGCUACCCAAUUAAUGGAUCCGAGAGCUGUACUGAUAUUAGUGGCGAUUCUAGUUGCGGAAAUUGGUUGCAUUGCCAACGGAAAUUUUGUGUUCCCGGUGGAGCGGCGGAAAAGGAGCUUAAACGCUGUCAAAGCUCACGACGCUCGCCGUCGGGGUCGAAUUCUCUCCGCCGUGGAUCUCAACCUCGGCGGCAAUGGUCUCCCCACCGAAACCGGUUUGUAUUUUACGAAACUUGGGCUUGGCUCUCCUCCGAAGGAUUAUUAUGUGCAAGUUGAUACAGGAAGUGACAUUCUGUGGGUGAAUUGUGUUAAGUGCUCCAGAUGUCCCAGGAAAAGCGAUCUUGGUAUAGAUUUGACUCUUUAUGACCCGAAGGGCUCGGAAACUUCAGAGUUGAUUUCUUGUGACCAAGAGUUUUGCUCUGCCACUUAUGACGGUCCAAUUCCUGGUUGCAAGUCUGAAAUUCCAUGCCCCUACAGCAUAACUUACGGAGACGGAAGUGCGACUACUGGAUACUAUGUCCAGGAUUAUCUUACUUAUAACCAUGUCAAUGGCAAUCUUCGUACAGCACCACAAAAUAGCAGCAUCAUUUUUGGGUGUGGUGCUGUACAAUCUGGGACAUUGAGUUCAUCUUCUGAAGAAGCCCUUGAUGGAAUAAUUGGUUUUGGACAAUCAAAUUCUUCUGUGCUUUCACAGCUUGCUGCAUCUGGAAAGGUGAAAAAAAUAUUUUCACACUGCCUUGACAAUAUUCGUGGUGGUGGAAUAUUUGCCAUAGGGGAAGUGGUGGAACCAAAAGUCAGUACAACUCCAUUGGUACCAAGAAUGGCACACUACAACGUGGUUUUGAAGAGUAUUGAGGUUGAUACAGAUAUUCUACAGCUUCCCUCAGAUAUAUUUGAUUCUGGAAAUGGGAAGGGGACAAUAAUAGAUAGUGGAACAACCUUGGCUUAUCUUCCUGCCAUAGUUUAUGAUGAACUGAUUCCAAAGGUUAUGGCCCGGCAGCCUCGACUGAAAUUAUAUCUUGUUGAGCAACAAUUUAGUUGUUUUCAGUAUACUGGAAAUGUUGAUCGUGGAUUUCCAGUUGUCAAGCUUCAUUUUGAAGAUUCUCUAUCACUGACAGUUUAUCCUCAUGACUACCUGUUCCAGUUUAAAGAUGGUAUCUGGUGUAUUGGCUGGCAGAAAAGUGUGGCACAAACAAAGAAUGGAAAGGACAUGACCCUUCUUGGAGAUUUGGUGCUAUCAAACAAACUAGUGAUAUAUGAUCUUGAAAAUAUGGCCAUUGGAUGGACUGACUACAAUUGCUCUUCCAGCAUUAAAGUGAAGGAUGAAGCGACUGGAAUAGUACAUACAGUGGGUGCACACAAUAUUUCUUCAGCUACUACCUUAUUUAUGGGAAGAAUAUUGACUUUCUUUUUGUUGCUAACUACCAUGCUAAACAAUUAAAUUAACUUGGUCUUGAUAUAAUAAGUAUGUCAUUCAUUCAAUUUUGUUGUACCAUAAUUCCUUGAAUGAUAAGGUGUGCAGUGUGGUUGGUAUGGUAUAGUCAAUCAUUACUCGUGUAGAUAGAAUUGAGUCAAUUGACAAAGGGGCAAAUAUAUUUUUUUUCAGUAUUUUUUUGUAUUAUUUUUCAAAUUGAUUUCCUAAUGAAUGUAUUGCCUUGACAUUUUAUGACGAUGACGA
This is a messenger RNA of Glycine soja, 1985 nucleotides long. RefSeq names its product aspartic proteinase-like protein 2. The record is from RefSeq and is a predicted model, not a curated record. NCBI's taxonomy places the organism in Eukaryota, Viridiplantae, Streptophyta, Magnoliopsida, Fabales, Fabaceae. Bases 321 to 1748 code for a protein of 475 amino acids. Gene Ontology annotation, biological process: proteolysis. The transcript has 10 exons. Gene Ontology annotation, molecular function: aspartic-type endopeptidase activity.